Messenger RNA from Brassica oleracea var. oleracea, 598 nucleotides. RefSeq lists its product as uncharacterized. NCBI's taxonomy places the organism in Eukaryota, Viridiplantae, Streptophyta, Magnoliopsida, Brassicales, Brassicaceae. The coding region runs from base 59 to 598 and encodes 179 amino acids. The record is from RefSeq and is a predicted model, not a curated record. The transcript has 3 exons.
GUCUCACUAAAGUGCAUUUUCAAUACUUCACUUUAUUUCUUCUUUCUAAACCCACACAAUGAGCAACAACGAUGAACCCAAAGAUUUGCACCAUUAUUUUCCAAAGGCUGCCAAGCCUAUCGUUACAGGUCAGUCUACCAAACGGAAGAGUUUGAUCAUGAAUAUCAGUAAAAAACCAACACUAGUGGCUGAACCAAUUCAACCCCAUAAACCAAUCAGAAAACCCCCAGGACAAAAGAUCCCAAAGCGUCUCUCUCCACUGCAUUAUUGGAAAGCUCAUAAAUAUACUAGUGAUAAAAAAAACACCGAUUUAAGCAUUCGCGAUGUUAACGUCAUUAUUUACUGGCACUUUGAUAAUGUCUGCAUCAAAGGAAAGGUUGACUUGAACAAUUUCUCCAAGAGAAUUCUCAAGGGUUUGCGAACACUUAGAAAAGAUUAUGAAAUUGAAAAAAUAAUUGGGAUUGGGGACAAGCGGGGAUUUUCGGAUGAACAAUGGAAUGCGUUUGAGAAUGAUCCUAAAAUGGAGAUGAUACAUAUUCCUCAUGUUGAUCGCAGAAAAGGUAUGAUAAACCGAAUUGUAGGGUAUUUAUUUUUCUAA